AUGGCAGACGUCAAGAUAGGCCAGGCAGUCGCCCAGGAUGACCUCGUGAUUCCGCUCAUCGACUUCGCGCCCUUUCUCUCUGGCGACGCGGCCGCGAAGAAGUCGACGGCCACGGCGGUCCUCGAAGGCUUCCAGAAUGCCGGCUUCAUCUAUCUCAAGAACCACGGCAUCCCGCCCGCGGCCGUCUCGACGGCUUUCUCGCACAGCGCCAAGUUCUUCGCGCGGCCCCAGGACCAGAAGGACGCAAUGGCCUGGUACUCUGCCGCCGCCAACCGCGGAUACGUAGCCCAGGGCCGCGAGAAGCUCGUCACGCUCGAGGAGACGGGCACCGAGGCGGAGCUGCGCAAAACGGUGCCAGACCUGAAAGAGUCGCUCGAGAUUGGCCGCGAUGACCAGCCCGCCACGCCCAACAUGUGGCCCACGGGCGACGACGAGGCCGCCGACUUCAAGAAGCAGAUGCUGGCCUUCUUCGAGUCGUGCAAGGGCCUGCACAUCGACGUCAUGCGCGCAAUCGCCCUGGGCAUGGGCAUCGACCACUCCUGGUUCGACGGCUUCACCGACGCCGGCGACAACACGCUGAGACUGCUGCACUACCCUGGCGUCGAGAAGAGCAUCUUCAAGAGGAGCGACGGCCAGAUGCAGGUCAGAGCGGGCGAGCACAGCGACUACGGCUCCAUUACGCUGCUCUUCCAGGACAUCCGCGGCGGGCUGCAAGUCCGCUCGCCAAAGGGUACUUUUGUCGACGCGACACCCAUCGAGGGCACUAUCGUCAUCAAUGCCGGCGAUUUGCUCGCCCGCUGGUCCAACGACACCAUCAAAUCGACAAAGCACCGCGUCGUGGAGCCCCCGCCAAAGCCCGAACACCAAGGCUUGGACGUGUAUCCGCCGCGCUACUCAAUAGCCUACUUCUGCAAUCCCAACUACGAGCGCAUGAUUGAGGCCAUUCCGGGGACAUAUGAGACCGCCGGCAGGAAGUACAACGACGUUUCAAGUGGCGAUUACAUCAUUGGCCGGUUGACUGCUACCUAUUAGGUCUCUGCAAGUAGCUAGAUAUCAAAUCGCGUGUCAAAUGAUAUGUAAUACACGACUAGGAAAUCAAAUAACUAUCAGAUAACCUCUCAAACAAUGCAAUGCGCCUAGUGUGCAUAACACUCAACACCGUAGACUUCGCAAGUCAAUUACAU
This is a messenger RNA of Dothidotthia symphoricarpi CBS 119687, 1184 nucleotides long. RefSeq names its product Clavaminate synthase-like protein. The record is from RefSeq and is a predicted model, not a curated record. Gene Ontology annotation, molecular function: dioxygenase activity. The transcript has 3 exons. Lineage: Eukaryota; Fungi; Ascomycota; Dothideomycetes; Pleosporales; Dothidotthiaceae. The coding region runs from base 1 to 1032 and encodes 343 amino acids.